UCUUUUACAAGGACACAGAAAAGGACAAUUUCCUCUCUGUUGCAUGGAAGCUUCAUCUUGCCUGUUGAAUAUUCCACAAUUUAAAAGUGCAGAAUCCCCCUUUUCCUCCUUUGUACUUGACCAUCAUCUCCCUUUCUUUAAACUCAAUGCAAGCAAGAAUGAAAUAUUAUUGGCACAGCUAGUGGCCCAUUCCUCUUUCCAACUGUAAAAUAGGACAAUUUAUCAACACCAACCUACGGUACUAGUUGAAGACCAAUGCUAGAAGACUCCUUGUGAAGGAGAAGCUUUACCCCCUGCAGUGUAUGUGAAAGAUUGCUCCUCCCCCAGCAAGAUGUGUUUAUGGAGGGGAGGGGUAGGAGCUAACCCACUUUAGAAUGGAUUAUACCUCUCUGAAAAUCUAAUCACAGAAGGGCUUCUGGAAGGAAUAUGUGCCCCUGGAGGAAAUGAGAAAUAGCUGGAAAAGGUCCUCCUUUUAUUAGUCCACCUAAUCACAUGAAACAGCUGCUCCUGUUUGGGGUGAGGAAUCUGGACCACACUUAUUUGGAAACAGCUUUAGAACUGAAGUGGGCUUGAAAGAGAAAAACGUCUUGAGAAAAUGUAUUGGAGGCAAAAUACCAGGUUUAUUUUAACAAUAACUCUGGUUUUGCAGAAUAUUAAUUUUGGAGAAGGCCUUAGAAAAGAAGGAGACACUCAUGACCCUGAAGGAAAUGUGGAUGUCAUGAUUCAAAAGAACAGUGCAAAAGAGCGAGGAGCCACCACAUUAAAAGUCUUCAGUGUUGUGAAUCAGAGCUCUGUGUAUAAAAAGCCGAGACCAAUUGUACCUUUCACUGGGCUAACAAAGAGUCGAACCCUUAACCGGCACUGUUGUAAAAAUGGAGGAACUUGUAUCCUGGGCAGUUUCUGUGCCUGCCCCAAAUACUUUGUUGGCAGAUACUGCGAGCACGAUGAACGGAAAAGCAACUGUGGCCCAUUCAUGCAUGGAGAAUGGAUAUGGAAAGGUUGCCAGCUGUGUCGAUGUGGUUAUGGUGUUCUUAAAUGUUUAUCUGAACAAAGGCAAAACUGUGAUUUAAAUAAAGAAGAGGAAUUCAUCUAUUUAUCUUCAAAUUGUCCAAGAUUACAGCAAACAAUAUGCUUUCUUAUUCUUCUACUAGGCUACUUUUUCACUUGGUUCUGCACAAAACUUUUCUAUCAGCUUUGAAGCUGUCAAUUAAUUUGGACUGAAAAUCCUGCAGAUGCAUCUGCAGAGUGCUAGAAACAAAGACUCUGUUGCAUUUCUACUAUUUAUUUUCCUGUUUAACAGGAAUGCUUUAAGAUAUUUACUUUUCAUAAAUUCCAGUUACAUUUCUAUGGUGAAAUCACCCUUAAUUGCCUCAUUCCAAUAGUGUUUACUAAAAUAGUAUCAAGAAUAAAAGAUGCAGUUGUCUUCCUAUUAAGGAUUUGUAUAAGACCUAAUUCAACUUUCCCAUAUCUGCUGCCCCUCAAAUAGUUGAAUUUCAGCUCCCAUAUUAGAAGUUGCGGUCCAAGAGAUUUCAAGAGCACCACACUGAGAAUACAGUGUAAAUAAAUCUGCAUCAAUGAAAAGUAAAAUCAAAAUAUUUAAGUGAGCUCAGUUCCUAGUGACCUGAGAAAUAUACUUUUUUUUUGCGACAAUAUGAAAAUAAUUUCUGAUUAUUUUCCCAUUCUAGCCUUUUUACCUCCUGAGGAUUUCCUAGUAUUCUCCCAUCCUGCUAUUAACUGAAAACACCAGUGGUGUUUCACAUGUUAGCUCCGGUAGCUCCACGUUAAACCAAAGGUUAAGCUAUUGUUAAAUCAAAACAAGUUUAAUGUUGCACAAAUACUACUUCUCUUUAAAUUAGAUUUAAGCAGAAUAAAAAGUUUAUCUGUUGCAAUAUUGACUCUUCCAGUGGAAGAAAACUUAGGUAUUCUAUGACAUUAAAAUAUUUUCAAAUAGUGUUUCUGUCUUGCUCUCUUUAUGAGUGUAUAUUCAAGCUGUAAAUGCACUGACAAUGUAUUAGAGGUUCAUCUUGCUCGACUUCAUAAUGUUUCUUACUAGAAGUCUAUUCUAUCAGUUACAAUGCAUCGCUAUUACAUUGUUAGGAAUGUGCAAAUUGGUCUGUUUCUGAUUCAGGUAACUUUUAUAUGUGUUCAUUGAUAUACCAGGUCUGUUGUCUGCUUUAAUCUGUAAAAUAAAGACAGAAUUUUUUU
Crotalus tigris (Tiger rattlesnake) is the source of this 2205-nucleotide messenger RNA. Its product is annotated as cryptic protein-like. Bases 596 to 1198 code for a protein of 200 amino acids. The record is from RefSeq and is a predicted model, not a curated record. NCBI's taxonomy places the organism in Eukaryota, Metazoa, Chordata, Lepidosauria, Squamata, Viperidae. The transcript is spliced from 6 exons.